AUGGCUGUACUGCUGCCUCCGCCUCACCGACACUGUCCUGAGUCCAGGCUCCGGGCCUACUGCCACUACGAGUCCCCCGCUCUGGCCACCACCGCCAAGAGUCCUGUUUCACGCUGCCAAUGCUAUAGCCAUUGCCCUGUUGACACCAUUCCAGCCUCAAAGAUGAGGAAAAGAAAAAGACAAAAAGUAUUUGGAGAAGGCAAGGCCGCCAGCCAGGAGCAAAUGGACUCCCAUGAGCCUGAACACGAUCUCCCAUGCUGGUGCCACGUUGGAGCUGUGAGGCAGCAGCUUACACCUGUUGAUAGUGACAGUGGACCGAGUGAUCCAGAAGACGAGCAGCCACAGGUUGUAGUUCUUCGGAAGGGGGACUUGACAGCUGAAGAAGCAGCAAAAGUCAAACAGAAUGCAGAAAACUCAAAGAAAUCUGAAGAGCCAGAGCCAGAGGAUGGGAAGCAUGUGUUCAGGAAACCAGCAAAGCGUUCUUCAGGUGACACCUUUGCAGGCCUCACUGCCACUUCUAGCAAAAAGAAAAAGGAAGAGCGAAAAGAGCAAACCGAACUCUCAAAUUCAGAGAACAAACCAAAGCAAGUAAAAAACACCAGCUUGCUGUCUUUUGAGGAUGAUGGAGAUGAUGAUUAAGGAAGUACUCUACCGCUAUUAGGUUCUUAUUAAUAAGAAGCUAAUGAUAUUGGUAUCCUGCCUUUGGAUGAACCCAAUUUAUCAGUUCUGUACAGUUCCAAAUUGAUUUAGUUACAUUGAGAUGCAGCUAGGGCUCAUAUUUAAUGUUGUAUAACUAAAGCAGCUAACCCAGUCUACUAUUGUUGUUGUGUUGUUUCCUCCUUCGUCAUGACCAAGAGCUCAGUUGUUAUUAUUAUAAGUGUGUUAAAAAGAAUGAGGAGGCUCAGGGGCAAAAAAAGGGAUACCACUCAUCGUCAAGCCAACUUAAAUGCACAUUGUCUUUGCAGCUGAAAUCUGCAGCAAGUUGAGUGCUUUAUUUAAUCUUCCUCUCGUUGAAAUCAAAGGGUGAAGCCAUGUGAUGUAUGACAUCAAGGUGAUGAGGAAUUAAAGUAAAAUGUAUGAGGAAUUUUUAAAAAAACAGGAAUGUAAAUUGUCAGUGUUUUAUUUUGUCACUGCGUUCAACAAGUGAUAUUCAGCCCUAUACCUGCCUCUCAAUUCUAGCAAACAAUUGUGUUAUUGGGGGGAAAAAAAGAAAAUUCUGCAUCUGAUGGAAGGUAAUUGACCUGAAAUUUCAACUUUGUUUUUCUUUCCAUAGUUGCUGCUUGACUUGUUUAUUGUUUCCAGUAUUUUCUGUUUCAGGUUUUCAGCAGCAUCAGAACUUUGCUGUUGUACACAUACUGUGUUGUUUUUGGUGCUGUAUAUAGGCUGUAAUCCCUGGCUGGCAACUCCCGAGUGUGAGCUGAUGAAUGCAUAUGAAAGAGCGACAGUCUUUAUGAUAUCAGUGAGGUAGUUUUACGUGACGCGCCUAACGGGAAAACUGUUGGAAUCAGAUUGGCUACCUGUUUUCUAUCCCGACAGAUUCCAUUUUCAAUUCACUUCAAUGCAAAAUAAAAUCAGGUGGGAUGUUGGGAUGGACAGUUGACCAGGUCGUGCCAGUUUCCUGUUUGCCAGGUGAGAUUAAACUAACCCAUUUUCUGGGUUUCAGUGAUGGCAGAUGGCUCACUGGUUAGUGUGCUCACUUCACCCUUCCCAUUAUGGCAGCUCAUCCACCCCACUGGCCCCAAUUUCUAAUGCACUACCACAGAAAAUCCACAAACCUCACAAAUUCAUGCCUAUCUUUCCCAGAGAUUCAUGUUUGAAUCUCUCCAAUUGGGUUUCCACCCAUGCUGCAGGAUAGAAAUUACUCUCAUUGAAAUUGCAAAUAGUAGCUUAUUACUAUGUGAAACUGUCUCUCCUUGUCUUUCUCAAUCUGCAGCCCUUGAUGUGGUUGAGUACAUACCCUUCUUCAAAUGGCUGUCCUCCAUUGUAUUCCUGGAUGGAACUAGUUCCAUAUUUCAUUGUAGCCAGAGAAUCACUUGCAGUGGCUUGCUUUCCUGCUUCCAUAACUUUAACUCUAGUGCCCAUUGACGCCUCCUGUUUCUCAUCUACAUUCUGGCCCUUGGCAACUCAUGCAGAAACACAGUUUUCAAACAUGUUGACAACACCCAGCCUUGCCUCACUGGCACCUCUCAACUUGUUAAAUUAUCCAAUCAUCUGUUACUGGAUGUGCAGAAAUUUCUUACAGUUAAAUAUUGGGAAGAUUGAAGCCAAUGCCUUUUGAUCCAUGCCACAAACUCUGCUCCCUCGCCACUACUCCUGUCAGAAGUUGAACCAGACAGUUCACAACCUCACUAUUAUGUUAGACCUCAAGAUGAGUUUUCCACCAUGUAUCCGUGCCAUCACUAUGACUGAUUAUUUCCACCUCUGAAACAUCACCAUACCCCACCCCUUCCUCAGUUGACUUGAUGCUCUAAUCCUUAUCCAUGACUCAUUAGCUCCAAACUUGACUCACCUGUCACAGGUCAGUCUCCCAAAUUCCACCCUCUAUAAACUCACUAAAACUCUCUUGCUCGUGUGUCACAUCAAACCCAUUCACUCUUCGUUCCCAGUGCUUGCUGGUUUAGUUUACUUUAGGUCAUGUUCAAGCAGUGUUUCAAUUUUAAAAUUCUCAUCCUCAUUUUUAAGUCUCUCCGAGGCCUGGUUCCACUUCAAUGUUGUAAUUUCCUUAGUAAUUUCCACUACAGUCUCUGAGCGAAAAGAUACUUCUAUGCCCUCCUCUUAAGCAACAACUUCUAUACCUUUUUUAUCCCGUCAGGGGAGAACUUGAAAGCAAUGUCAUGCCUUCUUUUUCACAGCACAGUUGGUAAAUUACAGGUGAGUUGCCUACCCAGCAUAUCUGUGCUUCACAACUCCAUUUGUAAAUAGAACGAUUCAGUACGAGCUCUGCAGUGCUGUCUUUUUCCUUCAGUAGCUACAGAAAUCCCGCAUGAACUUCAAUGGGCUAAAUGGGUGCCUGGGUUCGUAAUGACUCUACAAAUAUGAAAUGCUGGAAAUGCUCAGCAGGUCAGGUGACAUCGGUUAUGAGAAAAAUAGAGAUAACAUUUCAGGUUGGUGACCUUGCGUCAGAACCAGAGAAAGUAAGGAUAGUAAGAUUUCUGCAGUAUUUAGCUGAAACUGGACUGGUUCUACUGUGUAUUGUGGUCACUCAGGCUAUUCAACAUCUUUGGUAGGGGGUUCAGCUGAAUUCCAACUGGUUUGUCUCAAAAGAUGUGAAAUAAUUUGCGUGUGACAAUGGAUUUAUUGUUUUAAAAAAUGGAGAGAAUCUGUGCAUGGAGGUGAUUUAGUUCACCAUAUAAAAUUCUGAAUCAAUGCAGUUUCAACCUGUAUGUAUUAAGCAUUGAGUUAUCCACAGAAAUAUUAGGUUUCUGAAAAAAGUGUGCAUUUCAUUGGUACUUGGCAAUCACUUCACCCAUUUUCUCCACUUCAUUACUGGUGUCUCUUGCCCUCCAGCACUCCGUCCAAGUGCUGAAUAUUUUAUGAGUGUCUUUCCCAAAAGUGGUAGAAGGAUAAUAGGAGUGUAGAACCCAGCUUCAUCCAUGCAUUCCCGCUUCCUUAUGGACACCAUCAGAGUGAUUUCCAUUUGGGAUUCCCAGCUGAUUAUCCACUUCUCCAGUACAAAGGUUCACAUAGCAAGGAAAUAGGGAGUGCACUGAUGUUAAACCUCCUUAAAUGCACACUAGUUUGAGUCCAAGAAUUUUGAGAAUGCUAAGACAUUGAUUAUUUAAAUAAUUACCAUAAAAAUGUAUGUCUCAUGAUAAGAAAUGAACACAAUGCCAUUGGCUUGCCUGAUUAAUAAGGGCUUUUAGUAGCAUCAUCUUUGAGGAGGUAGAGCAAUCGUUCUCAUUCCACAUGGGAAUGUGGGUAAUAAGCUUCUUUUUGGGAGCCAAGCAAUGUGUUUUUAUAGUGAUGUAGCUGCAUCCGUGGUUUUAUCCUUUGUGAGAUUUGUGCUGGAAUGUUGAUCUUUGUGCUUUUUUUUAAACUGUAGUAGUAUAUAGAUUGAUAACACGAUCACAAUGUUUUUCAAUUUCAAACAUAUUUGGAAAGACAACUUUUAUGAACUAUACUGUGGUUUUCCAUUAAUAAAGUACGACAUCAAUCAUUUCAAUCGUG
Messenger RNA from Rhincodon typus (whale shark), 4167 nucleotides. RefSeq names its product KIAA1143 ortholog. The transcript has 3 exons. Bases 1 to 639 code for a protein of 212 amino acids. The record is from RefSeq and is a predicted model, not a curated record. Lineage: Eukaryota; Metazoa; Chordata; Chondrichthyes; Orectolobiformes; Rhincodontidae.